Stomoxys calcitrans (stable fly) is the source of this 1507-nucleotide messenger RNA. RefSeq names its product trimeric intracellular cation channel type 1B.1. Gene Ontology annotation, molecular function: potassium channel activity; identical protein binding. The record is from RefSeq and is a predicted model, not a curated record. Gene Ontology annotation, biological process: potassium ion transmembrane transport. Gene Ontology annotation, cellular component: membrane. The coding region runs from base 308 to 1138 and encodes 276 amino acids. NCBI's taxonomy places the organism in Eukaryota, Metazoa, Arthropoda, Insecta, Diptera, Muscidae. The transcript has 4 exons.
UAUAUUUAACAUUUAUUUUAUUUCUACUUUGCUGCGGGCAAUUUGUUUUCUGUGUUGUGGAUUUUGCUCUCGUGGUCGGACGUGUUUGCGUUUUUCGUUCUCGUUCGUUGCCAAAAAAAUAUAAAAAAUUAAAUUUUCAUUUUUAAACACCGUUUUAGAGCUGCUGCGCUGCGGUUGGCUAAAAAAGUUUUGAAACCCCCAUUCAAAAUACAAAAAAUUUUGUGUUGCUUUGUCUUCUUCAGUUGCGAAGUCACAUACUCAUUGGAACUAAACGAAGCAGAAAAGCUCUUACACAACAAAAUAAAUCAUGGAUCCCGAGGCAUUUUUAGAUAUGGCCAACCAGGUCAUCAAACUGAAGAUGUUCCCCUACUUCGAUAUAGCCCACAGUUUAUUGGCCGCCCUUGCAGUACGCGAAGAUUUAGGUGCAAAUGCUCAAGCAUUUUCCCGCAAACAUCCCUUGGCCUGUUGGUUGUCCACAAUGUUGGUUAUUUUCUCUGGCGCCAUGGUAGCUAAUGGUUUGUUGGGGGAACCCAUAUUGUCGCCCUUGAAGAAUACACCCCAACUUUUGGUGGGCACAGCUGUUUGGUACUUAGUCUUCUACACUCCAUUCGAUAUUGGCUAUAAAAUUGGCAAAUUUCUACCUGUUAAAGUUGUAGCCAGUGCUAUGAAGGAAAUCUACAGAGCCAAGAAAGUCUACGAUGGUGUUACACAUGCUGCCAAAUUGUAUCCCAACGCCUGGAUUAUAAUGAUUAUCAUUGGUACACUAAAGGGCAAUGGUGCUGGCUUCACAAAAUUGUUGGAACGUUUGAUUCGCGGUGCCUGGACACCAACAGCCAUGGAAUUUAUGCAACCAUCAUUCUACACCAAAGCAUCUUUGUUGGCCUCCAUCAUCUUUGUGCUGGACAAGAAAACGGAUUGGAUUUCAGCUCCCCAUGCUCUCGUCUAUUUCGGCAUUGUCAUAUUUUUGGUCUACUUUAAAUUGUCGUCCAUACUGUUGGGCAUUCAUGAUCCCUUCUUGCCCUUCGAAAAUCUCAGCUGUGCCAUCUUUUUCGGAGGAAUCUGGGAUAGUUUGGCAAAGAUUUUGGGUCGUGGCCAAGCCAAAGAUGGCGAAGGCAAAGAUGCCAAAAAGGGCAAUUAAAAGACUUUUCCCCAUUAUACUUAGAUGUAUGGCUUAAGUGCCUAUAAAGCUAAUGGAAUGAAUGAAUGGUUACAAAAAAAAAAAAAAACGAAAAACGACGCAACGAUGCCUAAUCGGAAAAUGGAAAAUCAAAAAUAAUUUUUGGAAAACUAACGAAAACGAAAUGCAACACAAAGAGACCUAAGCAAUACAUAAAUACAUUAGUUUUUUUUUAUUUUUAAAUUUUUAUAAAUCAUUUCUAGUCAUCAGGUUAAUUUCAGUUACCAAAAAAUAAGUCGCUCUUAUUAUUUUUCCAGCACGCCAUGUGGGUGUUCGUGCCGUUAAAUAAUGACCGUGGCUUGUAAGACUUUGUUGUUAUUUAAGAUUUUU